CAAAGUAGAAAAUUUUUUUUUUUUUUUUUUUUUCUCGUCGACGAAACGCCUCUUCUUCGUCUUCUUCGUCCUGUUCGUCUCCAUCGAUCCAUCAUCGCCAUGUCCGCGGCUGUGCGAUCGAGAGCGACCUCCGCCGCCGCCGCCGCCGCAGCGGUCCGGUCGGCGUACUUCUCGUCCUCCCACCGGAUGCACGCCGGGAGGAUCCCCGACGCACAUGGCCGGCACCGGCGGCGGUGGCGCGACGAGUUCCCGCGCCCGCGCCGCUCCGGCCCCCUCGAGCUCGUCUCCCUCCAGGGCCACCUCGUAGACCGCGGCGCCGCCCUCCCCCCGCCGCGAUCGCCGGCGAAGCCCUCCGGCGGCGGCGGCGGCGGCGGCGGGGGAGGGGAGCCUCCGGAGAUCUGGCAGCAGCCCGCGGACUCGAUCGCCGCAUCAGCGUCGAGCUUCCCCGGGCGGAUCAAUGUGAUCAGGGUCGCCGGAGGCGGGGGAGGCGGCCCUGGGGCCGGAGGCGGCGGAGGGAGCUUUGAUUUGGGGGAGAGCCCGUGGGGCGGAUCCAAUCUCGGGAACAAAUUCCCGACUCCGAAGGAGAUUUCCAAGGGUUUGGAUAAGUUUGUGAUAGGGCAGGAAAGGGCAAAGAAGGUACUCUCCGUAGCAGUGUACAAUCAUUACAAAAGAAUUUACGACGACACGCUCUCGAGGUCAGCAGGUGAUUCGGGGGAACACCGAGAUACUAAUAAUGAUGCUGAUGCAGUAGAACUGGAAAAGAGCAACAUUCUUCUAACGGGCCCAACAGGCUCAGGAAAAACAUUACUGGCGAAAACGCUGGCUCGAUUUGUGAAUGUACCCUUUGUUAUAGCUGAUGCAACGACUCUAACUCAGGCAGGAUAUGUUGGUGAAGAUGUAGAGUCUAUAUUAUACAAGCUUCUAGUGGCUGCCGACUACGAUAUAGCGGCUGCACAGCAGGGCAUUAUAUAUAUUGACGAAGUUGAUAAAAUUACAAAGAAGGCUGAGAGCGUAAACAUCAGUAGGGAUGUUUCUGGUGAAGGUGUUCAGCAGGCAUUACUAAAAAUGCUGGAGGGAACAGUUGUUAAUGUGCCUGAAAAAGGAGCAAGGAAGCAUCCAAGAGGUGACAAUAUACAGAUUGAUACAAAAAACAUUCUCUUCAUUUGUGGGGGGGCCUUUGUGGACUUGGAGAAAACAAUUUCAGAGAGACGACAUGAUUCUUCAAUUGGUUUUGGAGCUCCAAUACGUGCAAAUAUGCGAACUGGUGCUGUGACUAGUGCUUCAGUUGCAUCUUCUUUAUUGGAGACGGCUGAAAGUGCUGAUCUCAUUGCCUAUGGUCUAAUUCCAGAAUUUGUUGGAAGAUUUCCAGUUCUUGUUAGUUUGUCUGCCCUAAACGAAGAUCAACUUGUUGAGGUUCUUACAAAACCAAAGAAUGCCCUUGGGAAGCAGUACAUCAAGUUGUUUCAAAUGAAUGAUGUCAAGUUGCAUUUUACCCAAAAGGCAUUGCAGCUGAUUGCAAAGAAAGCUAUGUACAAAAAUACUGGGGCCCGAGGCUUGCGGUCAAUCUUGGAGAACAUUUUGACAGAAGCUAUGUAUGAGAUUCCAGACACAAGAACAGGGAAAGAGAAGAUAGAUGCUGUCGUAGUUGAUGAGGAAUCUGUUGGAACUGCGGAGAAGCGCGGAAGUGGUGCCAAAAUUCUUUGCGGAGAAGGGGCUUUGGACCUGUAUCUCUCUCAACAAAACAAAAAAGGGCCGAUGAAUGUGGUUGAGAGGUCAGAUGCAGAAUCCGAGGUGGAGCCGGAGCUUCCUUCGCGGGUGGCCAGCAUGUAGAUCUUUCCACAACAAUAAUCAAUGUACAUAAAAUAAUAAUUUAUUAAUGUGCUGUGAUAUAUUAUUUUCAUUGGGCAAUUGGUGGUCAAUUCAACUGUAAAAUUGAGCUGGUACAAAAACAAUAUCUAUGGCGAUCCACCAUCAUAGCUACAUAGGAAUUUGUACAUUACCGUGGGAAAAAAAAUGCAUGCUAAUCACCUGCAUUAAUACUUUGCUCCUACAAUAUGUUUUAGGGUAAUUGUGAAAACACAGGAAAUUGGAGGCCUACUGACAAUGGAAAAUAGGCCUAUUUUUAUGAAAGUAUUUUUUAUGCAGUUUGGAUGCAUAAAUGUCAAUUUAUUAGUU
Molecule: messenger RNA, 2175 nt
Organism: Ananas comosus (pineapple)
Lineage: Eukaryota; Viridiplantae; Streptophyta; Magnoliopsida; Poales; Bromeliaceae
Product: CLP protease regulatory subunit CLPX1, mitochondrial
Exons: 15
Coding region: 100-1830 (576 amino acids)
Biological process (GO): protein folding; protein catabolic process; proteolysis
Cellular component (GO): mitochondrial matrix
Molecular function (GO): ATP binding; ATP-dependent protein folding chaperone; ATP hydrolysis activity
Source: RefSeq, a predicted model, not a curated record